UCGAUUCGCUAUGAAAAGGUUUCACAUAUUAAUAUUCGUCUUUGUGCUGUAUGAACUUGUCAUCUGCAAUGAUCUAUCCUCGGAAGAGGAUGAAUCUGAUGAUCUAAAUAGCGGAUAUACCAUAGGUCGUACGCGAAACACUUUGAGGACGCUUGCACGUGAGUCAAAAGGUAAUUCGGAGAGUUAUUGUUGUUUUUGGAUAUAUCAAGAUCAUCCUGCUCUACCCGAUGCCGUGGAUCUUCAGAAAAAGUAUCCAUUCGACUUCAUAGUAAAUGGGAAGAUCUUGGUAACUAAACUUCCGACCAGUUCAACGUUAACUUAUAUAACGACUAAAAAAAUGUAAGGCAAAUAAUAAAAAAAUAAGCAGUUUAGUAUUCCUCUUGUCUGUUCAUUUACUUAGUUAAUUAAAUUCCAUUCGAACAGCAGAGGGACUGCAGCUACAGGAUGUGCUCUCGGCAUAUCCUGUUUGCACAACGUAUUUCUUCAUAUCGUAGUUAAAUAGUGCAAUAGCCAAAUUCUGUUUGCAUUUAAUCUGGCUUUUUCUCAUGUUGGCCGCAGCAGCUUCAGCUUCAGCUUCAGCAGCUGCAGGAGAAACUUUCAAGUCCCAUUGCAUAAUUCAGCUGGCUGGAGCUUGUGUAAUUUGCUGCUUCAAUGCUUAAUGAAAAUCCUUGAAAGAGAUUUAAAAUGUUCCCUCAGUUGUUUGGCACCUUUUUGCGCAAAUAAACUCCAGCUUCACAUGCUGGACUCGUGAAAUUGCAUUUAACUCUGAAAUGGAAGCUUUACUUGAGAUGCACUCAAGCUCUC
This is a messenger RNA of Drosophila arizonae, 804 nucleotides long. RefSeq lists its product as uncharacterized. The record is from RefSeq and is a predicted model, not a curated record. NCBI's taxonomy places the organism in Eukaryota, Metazoa, Arthropoda, Insecta, Diptera, Drosophilidae.